CAAUACAAAAUCUUAGGUGCAUGCAACUUGAAGCAAUUUUGACAAAACAUGCUUAAAUUCUAGGAUUUUCCCUGUGUUUACUCAACGAGCGCAAAGAGGCGGGUGUCACGGGCACAUUAAAAGGAACUGGGUCUAUUGUGUGACAAUAUUUCCGCUUCAGAUCUCUUAGCGGUAUUGGCUUUUCUGAAAGAGACGUGCAAAGCCAACGGAAAAGUCUGUUAAGUUUCAAAAUUAUUCGUAACAACUUUUUCAGUCUCUCUCCAGAGAGCUCCAUUGUAUCUGUGCCGGCGACACGCACUCUGCAAUCCCACUGAAGAAAAGGAUUAUACUCGGAGAUGACGGUUGAUUGAAUUCCAAAACUUGAAUGGAAUACUGCAGAAUUCAGGGAGAAUAUUAAGUGCUGUGAAAAAAAAAAGGCUCAACUCGAUUCCGAUGUUUCAUAUCCUCCAGGUUCCAGGUCUAUGGAAAUGCAGGAUCUAGCAAGUCCACAAGGUCGAAUCAGUGGAAGUAGUGAGUCUCCCAAUGGUCCAAAGCUUGACAACUCCUGCAUUAAUAAUAAUUCCAUGACCCCAAAUGGCACAGAAGUCAAAACGGAACCAAUGAGCACCUGUGACAUUGCUACAACGACCCAAGAAGAGGCUUUAGACAAUUUCUCAGGAAUUGGUGGUGGCUUUAGUCCAGGGGAAACGCAUCAUUUCUCUCCACAUAUUUACCCUUCCAACAGGUCAUAUCCACACAUUCUCCCAACACCACCUUCACAAACGAUGGCAUCAUACGGGCAGUCUCCAUAUGCCACAGGAAUGCAGCAAGCAGCUACCUAUGCAAGCUAUCCCCAGCCAGGUCAACAUUAUGGAAUCCCAUCCUAUGAAUCUACAGAUCUGAUGACAUUAACCGAUGUAGGUGCAUUAUGGGCAGGCAUCAAGACAGAAGGUGGAUUGACUCAAAUGCAGUCUCCUGGCCAAACGGGAUUUCUAAGUUAUGGUUCAAGCUUUAGUGCACCUCAACCAGGCCAAGCCCCUUACAGUUACCAAAUGCAAGGGGGAAGUUUUACAUCCUCGUCAGGAAUUUACACGGGCAGCAAUUCACUUACACAUUCUCCAGGCUUUAAUAGUUCACAGCAGGAAUAUUCUUACACAGGCUUUGGUCAGGGGCAAUAUUCACAGUAUUAUAACAAUUCUCCAUAUACUUACGUGACAAGCAACAACAGCAGUCCCCCAGCGACUCCUUCAACCACCGCAACAUAUCAACUCCAAAGUUCACCAUCUGUCACUAGUCAGGCCAUUACGGAUGUUGCUACAGGAGAAUUUGGUACAAUCCACAGUCCGUCCACCACCAUCAAAGAUUCAGAAUCAGAUCGGUUACGUAGAGCUUCAGAUGGAAAGUCACGUGGAAGAGGCAGGAGAAACAAUAACCCCUCUCCUCCCCCAGACAGUGACCUUGAGCGAGUGUUCAUAUGGGACCUGGAUGAAACUAUCAUUGUUUUUCACUCUUUGCUCACAGGGUCCUAUGCCAAUAGAUAUGGACGGGAUCCACCCACAUCAGUGUCACUUGGGUUACGAAUGGAAGAAAUGAUCUUCAACUUGGCAGACACACAUCUCUUUUUUAACGAUUUAGAAGAAUGUGAUCAAGUUCACAUUGAUGAUGUAUCAUCAGAUGAUAAUGGACAGGAUUUGAGUACUUACAACUUUGCCACAGAUGGCUUUCAUGCUGCAGCGACAAGUGCAAAUCUUUGUUUAGCAACCGGUGUGCGUGGAGGAGUUGAUUGGAUGCGGAAGCUAGCUUUUCGCUAUCGGAGAGUAAAAGAAAUAUAUAAUACUUAUAAAAAUAACGUUGGAGGUCUCCUUGGCCCAACCAAAAGGGAAUCUUGGUUGCAAUUGCGAGCAGAAAUUGAAGCCCUGACGGAUUCAUGGUUAACACUUGCACUGAAAGUGCUCACACUCAUUCAUUCAAGGUCAAACAGCAUAAAUAUCCUAGUCACAACAACACAACUGAUACCUGCUCUUGCCAAAGUCUUGUUAUAUGGAUUAGGAAUAGCUUUUCCAAUCGAAAAUAUAUACAGUGCGACAAAAAUUGGAAAGGAAAGCAGUUUUGAACGAAUAAUUCAAAGGUUUGGAAGAAAAGUGGUGUAUGUUGUUGUGGGAGAUGGUGUAGAAGAAGAACAAGCAUCUAAGAAGGCCAUGUGGUCUUCUCAGAUUUCCUCUUUGUGUUGUCUGCAGCAUACCAUGCCAUUCUGGAGGAUCUCAAGCCACUCUGACCUUAUGGCUCUACAUCAUGCCUUGGAACUGGAGUACUUGUAGCAGUACAUUGGCACUUUGAAAUGUAGGAUCUCUGCCCUCAAUAUCGAUGAACUACAGAACUUGGGUAUCUUCUGCCAGCUUCUUACCGCUAACUAUAUAAUGAGCCCCAAGUGUUGAAAUACAGCUGCAAUUUGUCUUAAACAUUGGUCUGACUUUAAAUGGAGCUGAAUGAUUAUCUGGAAAAGCAGCUGAUGGCUCUAAAAACUGUGUAUGGUCAAAAGCCAAGACAUUGUUCAAUAGUGCUGUUCUAUUGCAUUGCUUUGGGAGUUCAUACCUGUGAAGAAAAUCGAUUCAAGAAGAUGCCUAAUUCUUUCCCUGCUGAAUAAACAGGCAAUUAAAUGAUCCUCAGAACAGAUGUUAUCGCUCAUGCUUUAAGCAUUGACGGUCAUAAGACCACGACUUGUAAAAAUAUUGCCAUGAGGAAUAUAAAACUUACACUGAAAAUUGAGUUGUACAAAUGCUAGUGACAUAUUUUACUUGUGGAGAAAGUUUGCUUCCAUUAUCACUGAUGUCCAGGAUGCUUCUAUUAUUUAUGAACUGAUUGUUUUUCGUUAACAACAAUUAUGAAGGUACUUAAAGUAGAUUUUUGCCAUUGGACACAACAAGCGCAUUUGAUUCUGUCAUGUCACAAAGUAGUUUACAGAAAAUAAAGUUUUCUUAUAAUUUAAGAUGACUGUUUACGUUGCAAAGUCAGUCAUGUACAGAAAAAGUGUUUUUUGUAAAUUUGUAACCAGGCUAUUAUUUUACAUAUUGCUAUGAUAAAUACAAUUUAAAGGUGGCAAUGCCUUGUCCAUGAUAGGUGUAGCAAGGCGUGUGCACAAUGAAACUGUGCUGUGCCUUAUAAAAGUGUCGGUGUGGAAAAUGCAAUGGUUUUUGUUGGGUAAAUAUGUAGAUAAUGAUUUUUUUUGUUAAUUUUGUCAAGACCAAAAUCAUGCAUGUCAAGUGUCAAGGCACAUUUUCGUUCUUUUUCUAACUUUCCCAUUUGCCCAAAUUAAUUUCAUCCAUUUUUCUUCAAAAGAAUACGAACUGCUCUGGCUGAAUAAAAUGGAAAAUAAUUCCUUCAGACUCCCAUAAUGUGGAUGAUAUAGUAUAUAUUUUAUUAUAAAAGCUGUUUUCUUUUAAUACCAAGUAGCAUUUGGAAUACUCUACUAUAAACCUAUGCCCUUGUAUCUACUUUCUUUGGUAUGGAAAUACAUGAGCAAAAUUAUAUUUAAAUAAGUUUUUCUCAAGUGAUCAGGUUCUUUCUGUACCGUCAAUUUUUCAAGAAAUUGUUAAUGGUAUCAUUUUACUGAACUUUUAACUGAUAUUUUGCUAGAAAUUGGAUCUUAUAAAGCACUCAUUAUUGCAAAAAACGACAGCCUUGACCUGUUUACUGUCAGUGCUUUUCCAACUACAGCCUAUCGUGGCCACCAGAUGGUCUCUGCAGAGGGCCUACAUUUUUCCCAUUUACUUAAAAGACUUACUUCUUUGUAAAAUUUUUAUUCAUUAAAAUCUCACGAGGGUUAUGCAUCACAGCAAUUGCAAAAAGUGAUAUAUUAACAGAAAAGAUCAUGAAGAGAUUUUCUUAAAUGGGUACUACUCAUACUGUAGGUUAAGACCAUAGUGAACCAUUCUAGUUAAUUGGUUAUGGACAGUUUGCAAAUAACAAUCAAUAAUAAAAGUAAUCACUGGGGUUAUGAUUGUGCAUUUUGCAAUAGGAAUGACUGGAAAGUAACACCAUCUGCAGCCUCACUGUACAAAAAAAAACUUGUUGUGUCUUAAAAAUACAUGUACAGACCGUUCUCAUGAAUUAUGAGUUUAAUUUCAAUAAAAUUCAAUUUGUGACAUGGA
Molecule: messenger RNA, 4127 nt
Organism: Amblyraja radiata (thorny skate)
Lineage: Eukaryota; Metazoa; Chordata; Chondrichthyes; Rajiformes; Rajidae
Gene: eya1
Product: EYA transcriptional coactivator and phosphatase 1
Exons: 20
Coding region: 462-2297 (611 amino acids)
Biological process (GO): positive regulation of DNA repair; cell differentiation; negative regulation of extrinsic apoptotic signaling pathway in absence of ligand
Cellular component (GO): nucleus
Molecular function (GO): protein tyrosine phosphatase activity
Source: RefSeq, a predicted model, not a curated record